AAAGCGGAGCUGAAACAAGGAGACGACUGUCCUUCACAGGAAAAACAGCAUUUCUUUGCGACAACCACUUGAAAGUGAAUCUGAAAUCUGCAGAUUUGAGCUCCACACUGAAGAUCGCCAAGAGACGAUAUGGCUUAUCAUCGAAUCACGUGGCAGAUUGGAAUUUUAGCCUUACUUUUGGUCAUCUACGUCUUCCCAGAUGGAUCAAGUGGAAACAAACUCAGAAAAAUGUUGGCAAAGAGAGAAGAGUGUACAGUAAAAAGAAAAAGUCAAUCUGCUGGAUUACAACUAGUGGAAGAAAAGCCUGCCAUUGCAGUACCAGCCUCUAAAGCCAAAGAAUUUCUCAACACUCUGAAGCGAUCCAAAAGACAGUUGUGGGACCGAAGUCAGCCAGAUGUUCAGCAGUGGAUUCAGCAGUUCAUGUACAUGGGCUUUGAUGAGACUAGAUUUGAGACGGACCUUUCUUACUGGAUGGAUCGAGGCCGAAAUAACCACGAUUACUAUGGGUACCAACAUCAUUAUGACGAGAACGCUCCAAUCGGACCGCGUGACCCAUACAGCUUUAGGCACGGCGCUGGAGUGAACUAUGAUGACUACUAAGGACUACCUGUGUCACCUUGCAGCAGUGUAUAAGCGUGGGUGACGGGUAUUAAUCCUUUAUUAAGCACAACACAGUGGUUUUGUACUUAAAUGCAAGCGCUAACGUGCUGGAAAUCAUGUACAUCAUCUUUUUUGGUUGUUUUUUUCCCUUAUUAAACCAUGAGAUAGGACACAAGCCUUAAAAUGUGCACACUCUGGCCAACAUUAUAUACAAAUUUGCUUGAGAAAUAUGUAUGAUUUGAAAAACACACUUAAGAACACAUGUCUUUGUUAAGAAUGUCCAACUUUCUUUCUUAUUCAAAAUAUAUCUUUGUUCCUUUUGUACCUUGGCAAUAUAUAUAUAUAUAUAUAUAUAUAUAUAUAUAUAUAUAUAUAUAUAUAUAUAUAUAUAUAUAUAUAUAUAUAUAUAUAUAUAUAUACAUACACACACACUCUUGUAUAAAAUGCUAAAGGGCAGGUGAACGAAGUUCAAUGUGCUUUAACAGAAACAGCAGAGAAGAGAAACACUGGAGAUGCGUGCCAAUCCAAAUGAAUGAAUUUAUUCACAAUAAACCCUACUGCCUCUA
Messenger RNA from Polypterus senegalus (gray bichir), 1166 nucleotides. RefSeq names its product ECRG4 augurin precursor a (gene ecrg4a). Gene Ontology annotation, biological process: G1 to G0 transition; central nervous system development; anaphase-promoting complex-dependent catabolic process. NCBI's taxonomy places the organism in Eukaryota, Metazoa, Chordata, Cladistia, Polypteriformes, Polypteridae. Bases 130 to 600 code for a protein of 156 amino acids. The transcript is spliced from 6 exons. The record is from RefSeq and is a predicted model, not a curated record.